Messenger RNA from Pyrgilauda ruficollis (rufous-necked snowfinch), 706 nucleotides. RefSeq names its product 39S ribosomal protein L45, mitochondrial-like. NCBI's taxonomy places the organism in Eukaryota, Metazoa, Chordata, Aves, Passeriformes, Passeridae. The record is from RefSeq and is a predicted model, not a curated record. Gene Ontology annotation, cellular component: mitochondrion. The transcript has 6 exons. The annotation marks the transcript as partial.
CCCGCCAUCCCCCGCGGCGGGGGAAAGAUGGCGGCCGCCAUGGCGGCGGGGCUGGGCCGCAGGGCCCCGCGGCUCUGCUGCAAGGCUGCCGAGUCGCUGCUCCGGCCCGCGGCGCUGCCGCUGGUUGUGCCGGCCAGGAGCAGGAGGAAGGGCCCGCGGGUGCCCGAGUGGGCCCGGGAGCUGAGCGCUGAGGAGAGGCAGAGGCGGCUGAGCUCCGCGGCGCCGGUCUUCCCGGACGAGCGCAUGGAGCGCACCUUCUUCCUGGCGUGCACGGCUGAGAUCAUGGAUCCCUACGUGCCCCCCGAGGGCGACGCGCGCCUCAGCUCGCUCUCCAAGGACGGGGUGAAGCAGCAGAUGCAGAAGCUGAGGCAGACAGCGGCCUCCCAGCUGGCCCUGCGGAAGAUCAAGGAUCACGACCCGGAUUUCAGCACCAAAACCUUCCCUGAGAAAGCCCAGGAGAUAUUCAUUGAGGCCCACAACUCCCUGGCAAACUUCAACAAGCAGAAGCUUCACUCCCUGGUGACCGAGCGCUGCUACCCCGACAUGGUGCGAGGGAACAGGUACAAAACCAUCCGCUGGAGCUUUGUGGAGUCGCUGGAGCCCCCCAGGGUGGUGCACGUGCGCUGUGAGGGCGUCCUGAACCGCGGCAACCUCUACGGGCAGGUGACCGUGAGGAUGCACAGCCGCCAGGUGAGCCGGGCCCGGG